GUGUCGGCGAUUAUACUAUUGAUUCUUCACUUUUACCGCCGAUAUAUACCUCCCGUAAAGCAAACCAAAAAGAUUACAUUCAAACGGCCCAAGAAGUGGGAACUCAUUUACACCACUUUCGGUGUCUUUAUAAUCGGCAUAUUCUAUGGCUUUGAAUUUAUGGUGUUUGAAAUGUUGCCCACAUUUAUCGAGAACUCAUACCUACAACUGUCCGCCUAUAAGUCAGCCCUCAUAUACGCUAUAAUGACGGCCACAUUUACGGCCGCUCGCGGACUAAAUGUCUUGAUUUCCAUUAAAUUCUGGUCUAAAAACAGUAUUUACUUGAAUUUAAUUCUGAUAAUAGUGGGAAACGGUAUUUUAGUCCUCUUUGAGACCAAUAAACACUCGGAAACACUACUAGUGAUAGGAGUUAUGAUUUUAGGUAUCGGGAAUCGUAUUGAGUAUAAUCGGUCCGGCGUUAAGCAAUUUGGCGUUUAAAUUGAAUGUUGAGAUCAAUGAAAUAUCACUUGUUUUUACCUAUUUUGGUAUUGGAUAUACUAUUGGACCGAUUUUAAACGGAAUCAAAUUCAAUCGCUUUAAUAGACAGCUAACCCUCUUCUGUCUACUAAUACUGAUGGGAUGUGCGAUCACUUUAUUGCCAUUUUCUACAAACUUAAUAUAUCUGUUCAUUGCAGCCACUAUUUGUGGCUAUUGUUCAGGAGGUCUGGACACUGGACUUAUUGUAUGGAUUGUGGAAAUCUGGACAUUUGAAUCCCACCUUUAUUUAGGAGGCGCCGAGUUCUUCUACGGACUCGGAUUAUGUGCCGCACCCCUAAUGUCCGCAUACUUUCUCUCCAACAACAUUAUAGACAUCACACAUAACCACACCAUUGAAGCCAUCACUAAAAACAUCACUGAAAACAUCACAAAUACGAAUACAUUUUCUGACUUUUAUGUUGAAAUACCGUUUGUAAUCAACGGUGUAUUAUUGAUGAUCGCAUCCAUUGCCUUAUUAAUUAUGCACUUUUAUCGCCCGUAUAUUCGGAUAGUAGAAACGGAUCACAAACAGAGGUUUAAAUGUCCUGAAAAGUGGGAUCUUAUUUGUAUUACUCUCGGAGUACUUAUAAGCGGAAUAUUCUUCGGCUUUGAAUUCAUGGUCUUUGAAUUAUUGCCCACUUUUAUGGAGAACUCGUGUCUACAACUGUCCCCAUCCAAGAGUGCCUUUAUAUUCGCUAUAAUGACUAUAAUAUUCACUUCAGUUCGUGGUCUCAAUUUCAUAGUAUCCAUCAAAUGGUGGUCCAAAAACUCAAUUUACUGUAAUUUCCUUUUAAUAUUAAUCGGAAAUUUUGUUUUAUAUCUGUUUGAGACAAAUAAUUGUUCAGAAAUGGUAUUAAUUAUUGGCGUUAUUAUCGUUGGCAUUGGUUUCUCAACGGCCUAUCCAUCAAUAUUUGCAUAUCUCGGCACACAUUUAUCAUUAAGUAAUACAAUCGGAGGGUUUUGUGUGAGUGCCGGCGGAAUAAUGGGUGCUCUCUUUCCGGCCAUAUGUGGAC
This is a messenger RNA of Medioppia subpectinata, 1529 nucleotides long. Lineage: Eukaryota; Metazoa; Arthropoda; Arachnida; Sarcoptiformes; Oppiidae. The record is from the annotation of a GenBank genome assembly.